AAUACGUUCCCCAAAAACAAGGGAAAAAAAAAUCUCAUUCUCUCCGGCUCGAUCAACAGGUGAGAAACAAAAAACCGCACAGCCGCGCUCCUUGACGCCGACGCUCCGCCACCGCCGUCGCCGCUCCGUCCACUCUUUGUCUUCAUACGGACGUCGAAAUUGGAAUUUGCACUAAUUGAUUAAGUCUCGUUGUGUGAGAUUAGCAGUCGCCUACAUAAACCCAAUUUCCGGUGAGGAAAAAUGGUUUCCGGUCUAAUCAAUCCCAAUCCUGUGGUCUAUGAGAAGAAAGAGCGCCGGGUUCGUGGUGCUUCAAGUAACGCCGAUGAGUAUGCCGUCGAACCAAUUGACCAACAAGAAGUUUUUGAUCAUAUUAGAGAUAUUAAAGAUCCAGAGUACCCUUAUUCUUUGGAAGAGCUGAAAGUUGUAGCAGAAGAUGCAAUUGAAGUGGACGACCAGCACAGUUAUGUUAGGAUCACCUUUACCCCCACCGUUGAACAUUGUAGUAUGGCAGCAAUAAUUGGUCUCUGCUUAAGAGUAAAACUCAUAAGAAGCCUACCGUCUCGUUACAAGGUGGACAUUCGAGUUGCACCUGGAUCUCAUUCAACUGAAGCUGCUGUUAAUAAGCAACUGAAUGACAAGGAAAGGGUUGCAGCAGCAUUGGAAAACCCAAACCUUGUGGAUAUGGUUGAUGAAUGCUUAGCUCCGACCUAUGGUUGAACAAAUCAUAUAAAACCCAAAUGCAGUUAUGAUCGUGAUGCAAAAUUUUGGCCUCUUAUGUUUUGUAUAUGAUUCUUUUCUAAGUUUAGAAGAAUGAAAUAAUCUAUCACAAGGAGGUGGCGAGAGCUAUAUAGUUCAUGUGAAAGUAAUGCUAUCUAUCUAUCAUUUUAACAUUUUUAGUAGGUGUUCAAAUUUGUAAGUGAGCUGAAAGAUUCUUUUGCUAUACGUUUGAUCCCAAUCUAGA
Messenger RNA from Morus notabilis, 961 nucleotides. RefSeq names its product protein AE7. The record is from RefSeq and is a predicted model, not a curated record. The transcript is spliced from 7 exons. Gene Ontology annotation, biological process: iron-sulfur cluster assembly. Bases 241 to 717 code for a protein of 158 amino acids. NCBI's taxonomy places the organism in Eukaryota, Viridiplantae, Streptophyta, Magnoliopsida, Rosales, Moraceae.